Messenger RNA from Pantherophis guttatus, 1214 nucleotides. It is a transcript of the gene AIMP1, whose product is annotated as aminoacyl tRNA synthetase complex interacting multifunctional protein 1. Gene Ontology annotation, molecular function: tRNA binding. The record is from RefSeq and is a predicted model, not a curated record. Lineage: Eukaryota; Metazoa; Chordata; Lepidosauria; Squamata; Colubridae.
UGCGCAUGCGCUUCGCAUGGCAUUCCUUGGUCGGCGCGUGCGCGUAGCCGUCUACCCGAGUCGCCUGCUGCAAAAGUAGGGUACUCACAAAAGACAAAUUUGGUGGGGAAGAGGAAGUAGAGUUGAGGGUCGUAUCUUCCACUGAACCUUGCAGUUUGAAUCUCUUCUCUGGCAGUACCUGUUAAAUGAUUUUAGUCCGCUCCUUAAUGAAAAUGGCAGCCAACAACGCAGUUUUGAAUAGACUGGAGCAGAAGGGCGCUGAAGCAGAUCAAAUUAUUGAAUACCUUAAGCAGCAAGUUGCUCUUCUGAAAGAAAAAGCCAUCUUGCAGGCAUCUCUGAGGGAAGAGAAGAAACUACGUGUUGAAAAUGCUAAACUUAAGAAAGAAAUUGAAGUGCUAAAACAGGAAUUGAUCCAAGCAGAAAUUCGAAAUGGAGUGAAACAAAUAUCUGUGCCACCUAGUGAGACGGCUUCUGCAGUUUCAUUUUCCAAGGAUCUCUCUCAGACAUCAUCUGCUGCCGAAGCUCUAUCUGAUCCUAAGGAACAAAUCAAGGGACCCAGUGAAGAAAAGAAGAAGAAAGACAAAACAGAAAAGAAAGGAGAAAAGAAAGAAAAAAAGCAGACAGCUGCAAAUGAUGAUUCAAAGCCUUUAGAUGUUUCUCGACUUGAUCUUCGUAUUGGUUGUAUUAUGACGGCAAAGAAACACCCAGAUGCUGAUAGUCUUUAUAUUGAGGAAGUUGAUGUUGGAGAAGCAAAUCUAAGAACUGUUGUCAGCGGUUUGGUGAAACAUGUUCCUUUAGAAGAGAUGCAAAACCGGAUGGCUGUGUUUCUCUGCAACCUAAAACCAGUAAAAAUGAGAGGAGUGGUGUCCCAAGCCAUGUUGAUGUGUGCUAGCACACCAGAAAAAGUGGAAAUUAUAAUUCCUCCUAACGGAGUUGUUCCUGGAGAAAAAAUUACAUUUGAAGGUUUUUCAGGUGAACCUGAGAAAGAACUUAAUCCCAAAAAGAAAAUAUGGGAGCAGAUCCAACCUGAUCUUCAGACUAAUGACCAGUGUAUUGCUACAUACAAAGGAGUGCCGUUUGAAGUGAAAGGGAAAGGUGUGUGCAGGGCUCCUUCAAUGGCCAACAGUGGAAUCAAAUAAAUGAAAGCUUGGAAAAGUUUGAAAUAAUUUUGAAGGGAAAAACAUGAACAUAAAUAAAUAUUGCCUCACUGAAAA